CUAGUAGUUGCCAGACACGGAGCAGACCUGACCAAUGUUCUGUGGAUGCGUCCUGACUCUAUGUUGUUGGAGAUCAACUUUGAGCAACGAUGCCACGGUUUAAAACCAUACAUGUGGCAGACAUUAGACGCCUACGCAGAACGACAGGAUUCCGAUAACCGCAUCCAUUUUCAGAUAUCAGGAAACGAUGGCAGCCAGGUUUUCGACAAAGUAUUUUUGAAGCGCGAGAUGCUUGGGUACCCGAGACGGGUGUGUAAUGAAACUUAUGGGCGGUAGUUGUCGUUUCACUUUCUCCAACAACCUUUAACAUGAAUUCGCUCAUCUUCUAAAAUGUAGGAUCCGGUGGCAACACCCAUCGCAGUCCCGGAUAUUAUGCCGACUUUGCGAGAGGAGUAGGUGUCUACUAUGACUCUCUAGAACUGCAGGUUGACGUGGAGCAGAUCCUCGAAGCUGAAAGACGGCAUCAGGAGAAAAUGAGGCAGCCAGGGAGUAGUGAAGAGGCACCACGUUUAGUUGUCGGAAAGCCACCAGAAGAGGGGGUGGUGAACGAGAGGUCUACUCCUGUUCAGAGUUUCGACUACGAUCCUCAAGGGAGGCUCAAAUACGCAGACUUCUUUCUUCCGAUUGCUCCUUUAGAUGCUAAAGUCGGCGCUUUUUUGAAGAAAAAAGUCCUGCUGGGAAGCUCUACAUCAUGAUCUUCGUACUUAUAGCGAGUACAACUAAAACUAUGUUUCUAGCUAGUUGAUGAAUUUGUAACUCAUUUUUUUCUUGUAUUUUUUUUCAUCUUUAUUCUAUUAUUAUUGUUCUAGUUUUUCAUCAUCUUUGUUCUUGUGUUUCUUUUUCGUUUCAAGAAUUUCUCGUUCAGGUGACUUUCUUGUUUUUCAUUGUGACUUAAAACCACUUACAAAUUACUGCUUUUCAUUGUGACUUGAAACCACUACAUCCAACUUUCGCUGUUCCUCAAUCCAAAAUGAUACUGCUAUGUAUGUAUAUUAAAAACUCAAUAGCGAAGCCGCAUGGUCAAAGCAGCUGCAGCUAAAAACUCUCUAUUCUUGUUACCAUUUCAAGAACUUAUGUGCCAACGUCGUGUCUAGAAGAAUCAACAGACAUCUCUUGUUGUGUAUUCCCUAUUCAAAAUUAUGUAUCCCUUCUCCUCUCGUCCUCCCCUCGAGGUGCACAU
Molecule: messenger RNA, 1180 nt
Organism: Amoebophrya sp. A25
Lineage: Eukaryota; Dinophyceae; Syndiniales; Amoebophryaceae
Source: the annotation of a GenBank genome assembly